AUGGUGGACCUUUCCCUAUACCUGGUCACAGACUCGACCCCCGCCAUUCUGAAGGGUCGAGACCUGUGCACGGUUGUCGAGGAGGCCCUCAAAGGAGGUGUCACGGUGGUGCAAUACCGAGACAAAACCAGCGAUACCGGCGUCUUGAUUGAGACGGCCAGAAAGUUGCACAGCCUUUGCCAGUCUUAUGGAGUGCCUUUAUUGAUCAAUGAUCGAGUUGAUGUCGCCGUUGCCAUCGGGGCAGAGGGCGUUCACCUUGGACAAGAUGAUAUGAAAUUCGAGGAAGCCAAGAGGCUUUUGCCGAAAAAUUCCAUUAUCGGAAUCAGCACAUCUUCCAUCGAGGAAGCUCAGAAGGCCAUUGCCGACGGAGCUGACUAUCUUGGCAUUGGGACAAUAUUUGCCACUCCGACAAAGACUAACACCAAGUCCGUCAUUGGAACUGCAGGAACUCAGGUCAUCCUGAGCGCCAUCAGCGAUGCCACACAUGUAGGCACCGUCUCCAUUGGCGGAAUCAACCACUCCAAUGUGCAACGAGUCCUGUAUCAGUCCCAGUCUCCUAAGAAAUCCCUGGACGGCGUCGCCAUUGUCAGUGCCAUCAUGGCAGCAGACGAUCCCAAAGCCGCCACCGAGGAGUUCGCUAGACUUAUCAAAUCUCCACCCUCGUUUGCACUGACUCCGAGGUCUGCACGGGCCAACGAGGCCGAGGCACUGAUCCAAGAGGUGCCCCAGAUUGUUCGCAAGAUGGUCGAGGCGCACCCCUUGGUACACAACAUGAUAAAUUUCGUGGUUGUCAACUUCGUCGCCAAUGUUGCUCUCUCAAUCGGUGCAUCGCCUAUCAUGGCUCCUUACGGAGAGGAAGCUGCGGACUUGGCUAAGUUGGAUGGGUCUCUCCUCAUCAACAUGGGCACCCUGAACGGCGACAGCGUACCUAGCUACUUGAAAGCCCUCAAAGCGUACAACGCGCGUGGUGCGCCAAUUGUCUACGACCCGGUCGGGGCAGCUGCGACUGAGAUUCGCCGUAACGCGGUCUCGACCCUUAUGGCUGGAGGCUAUUUUGAUCUUGUCAAGGGUAACGAAGGUGAAAUUCGGCAAGUCUGGGGUACCAAUGUCGUGCAGCAGCGCGGCGUUGAUAGUGGGCCAAGCACGCUCGACGACCAAGAAAAGGCUCGUCUGACUCGUGACUUGGCACGGAGAGAGCGCAACCUUGUGCUGAUGACUGGUGCUGUUGACUAUCUCAGCGACGGCGAGCGUGUGAUUGCUGUCGAGAACGGCCACCACUAUCUUGGCCAAGUAACAGGAACUGGCUGCGCUAUUGGCACCGUUGCAGGUUGCUUCCUUACUGCCCACCGUUCGGACAAGCUCCUUGCCGUCCUGUCGGGCAUUCUGAUGUAUGAAAUCGCGGCCGAAAAUGCGGCGUCCCAAGAAUAUGUCCGUGGACCUGGUAGUUUUGUUCCCGCUUUCCUCGACGAACUAUACGCUAUCCGCACGGCCGCGGCAAAGGGUGACGACAGCUGGUUUGUUGGUCGGGCGAAGGUGCAUGAAGUCAAAGUCUAUUGCUCCGAAGUUUCCCUUCGACCGCUUCCCCGCAUCUCCGAGUUCCCCGCCGGUGCUCGCCGUGCUACUCUUUACUUCUUCACACCUGCCUCCCCCUUUACUACACACAUCAUCUUAAAAAGAUACAACCUCCGCCAUGGCUUCUUUAUCGCGCGCGAAUCGGAUUGCAUUUGCGACAUCCAAGAGAAGUUCCGCGGCAUCUAUGAAUUCCCUAAGCUCAUUUCAACGACCUCCAAAAUGCUCCGCGCUGCUCAAACCCUCCAAAUACCUGUUUACAUAACUACCCAAAACCGCGCAAAACUAGGACUCACUGUCCCCGAGCUCCAGCCCCAUCUGAGCGGCCCGCACAUCCGCGCGGACGUCGACAAGACACUCUUCUCAAUGUUAACCCCCGAGAUCGAGUCCAAACUCCCUGCCAACGUUGACGUGAUCAUUGUGGGCAUUGAGACUCAUAUCUGUGUUACGCAGACGACGCUAGACCUUCUGGCGAGAGGAAACAGAGUCUACAUUCUAGUUGAUGGUGUGAGUAGUAUGAAUCCUGAGGAGAGGGUGAUUGCGCUUGCGAGGCUUAGAGAUGCGGGGGCGAUUGUUACGACUAGCGAGAGUGUACUUUUCGAGAUUCUGAGAGAUGCGGGACAUGAUUCGUUUAGAGAUGUUAGUGGGCUGGUGAAAGAGACAAAGGAGGAGACCAAGAGCGCUCUUGGGGUUUUUUCAAAGAUCUAG
This is a messenger RNA of Penicillium maclennaniae, 2277 nucleotides long. RefSeq names its product thiamine phosphate synthase superfamily. The coding region runs from base 1 to 2277 and encodes 758 amino acids. NCBI's taxonomy places the organism in Eukaryota, Fungi, Ascomycota, Eurotiomycetes, Eurotiales, Aspergillaceae. Gene Ontology annotation, biological process: thiamine biosynthetic process. Gene Ontology annotation, cellular component: cytoplasm. The transcript is spliced from 10 exons. Gene Ontology annotation, molecular function: magnesium ion binding; ATP binding; thiamine-phosphate diphosphorylase activity. The record is from RefSeq and is a predicted model, not a curated record.